AUGUUAGCGGGAAGGGGAUUUGGUGGCUUGAUGACCCAUGCCGCGCUUCACCACGCGCGCACUGCGCUCGGGGUGCUUCCGCUGCUACCGCUGUGGUGCAGUGCACAGAUUCGACAAACAACGCGUUCUGUUCCACGACUGCGGCCACGUCCGCGGGGAUGCCGAUUUCAUCGUGAAAACCAUUGCUUUGGUGCUGACGGCAGCCUGCGCAAUCCUCACCUGACAGAGAAGUGCAUCGCCGCCCCGAUGAUCCUUUCAAUCUAUGUUGCGAUUGCAGAUGGUGGACUGCGAGCGUUUGUACUCGGGGGUGUCCACCGAGUAGACAUCGCUGCGACUUUCAAGCGAUUGCCAGAGCAUGCUGACGAGUUGCGAAAGUUGGCGAACCGACAGGGUUCGUUGGGAUUCUGCUCUUGGGAACAACGGCUGGCUCCAAGGAGUGCAGUGCUGGCUCUUACAGAACCAGUGCCGGGCAUAUCGCAGCAGCGAGCUGCACUGUUAGAUGCUCUUCAAGGAGCACAGGCAGGGGCCGCCGGGGCUGGCGCCGUCUACGAAAGUCAGCUGAGGAACGAAGUCCGUUCCACAACUCUGCAGUCGGACAUGCGGGAACCUGCAGCACAACAAGCUGCAAAGAGUACCUUCACAGAACCCGGCGAUUCGAAGGUCUCCUCAUCUCUGUGUUGCCGUUCAACUAGGCCGCCAGUCCUCGACUCCAGCGGCGACACACAGGCACAUCGCCAAGAGCGGACUUCAAAGCAGAUGGCUCCAGUUCAGAAGGCCUCCACAGAAGAAGGCAAGCCUUCGGAAGAAUCCUCACGUGCCUCCUUGGCACCAACUGGACUUCAGCCCAGCAGCGCUCGCCUUCACGAGAGUGACAACGGGUUUCACGCAGCAGAAGCUGGCCAAGCUGUCAGUGCCACAGCCCAAAAGGAUGCCGGCCGGUCCCGCACCGGUGCGCUGGCUCUACAAGUGCAGCAGGCAAUGAAGGAGAGGCUCGAGAAGGAGGAAGAAGAAAGACGCUUGCAGCGGGAAGAGGAACAACUGAAGGCGAAUUGUUCCGCGGUCAUCGCCUCGCAAGACAGCGAAUAUCAAAGGAGCCUUUUGCAUGAUCAAGUCCGAGAUUUACAGAAGGGGGCUCGGGGACAUCGGCGAGCCCACUACAAAAUUCCAACAGAGACAAAUCCCGAAAACUUUCUAGUUGGAGCCCUGGUUAACAGUGACAAGUUGACU
This is a messenger RNA of Symbiodinium necroappetens, 1227 nucleotides long. NCBI's taxonomy places the organism in Eukaryota, Dinophyceae, Suessiales, Symbiodiniaceae. The record is from the annotation of a GenBank genome assembly.